AUGGAACUACUGCAGGUUUUAAUCUACCCGUUCCAUCAGGUACUAAUUUCCUUAUAAGUAUAGUACCCUUUCGAAAAAGCGGUGGCUCAUUGUUGUAAUUUAUACCAAAUUCUUGAAACAGCAAUUCAUUCUUAUGUGAUGCUAAUGUACCUCUAAGCUUUCCUUCAGCCUAAAAAUUCAAAUAAGUAAAUAAAAACAAUAAUUUUUAAAAAUAAUUCAAAAUCACUAAUAUACAUGUAAUUAUUUAUGUACAUGAUUACUGUUUCAUUGACAUACAUUUCAUUUAGAUUACAUUUUUAUUAUAUAAAAGAGUUUACCUGAGCUGGAGUUAAUUUUCCUUUUAGUACUAGAUUCCAAAAACAAGUAUUAUAUAAAUUGUUUACGUGAGCAUCAGCUUGUCGCCAUGCUAAGUAAUCCCUUAAAUUUUUAUCUGUAGGAUACAAUAUAACACGGGCAUCAAAAGAUGGUGGAUAAUAUAAUUCCUUGCCUUGGAAGAAACGAGGCCAGUGAUAAACAUAUGAUGAUGCAAAGAGAGAAUUCACAUUUGUCAUUAAUUUCGAAGCUAAAAUAUUAUAUUAAAUGUUUUAAACAACAUACUUAUAUUAUUAAACAUUGCAGAAUAUAAAUAUUAUGUAAUAUAUAAAUAAUAAGAAUUGUAUAAAACUAAAUACACGUACAUACACAUACAUAUACACACAUGCACACACACAUCAUGUUCCCAUAUCAUUUAUUUAGCAUAUAAACUACUUUUUAAAAUGUAUAUACCUCUUCGUUUGUAAAGUUCAGUAUCUUUUCGAAAGACAAAAGAAUAUUCGUCACUUUGACCAAAGCCUAUUAUGAUUUCUUUAAAAUCUUCCAUAACCGUAAUAGCCGCGCGAUUCAUUAAUUGCAAAGCAGCUACAUCGUUCGGCUUAUUAAAUUGAUGCGCUUCACAAAACUUCGAAAAGUUUCUUCCAUCUAUUCUAACCACAAUCCAACAAUUUGGCAAACAACAGUCAUCACGUUCAAAUUCUUUUACAUAUUCAAAUUUACUUUUAGCCAUUCUCGUCAAACUUAUGUGCCGGCUAUUGACCACUUGUUUGACCAAGCUAAUGAUUUUCAGGAUGUUACUUCCUGUUGUCUGAAAAUACAACAUUUCCUGAAACCGCUGACUGUUAAAAACAGAAAUUGCAGCAAAAUGGAUUUACAUGAACACUAUAUGCACACUUCAACAAUAGAUUUCUCAAUCUUGGAAUUAUUAGAAAUUGCAUUUAAAGAUGAUCCAUUUUUAUUGCUACAUCGACUAAGCAAAUACUAUUAUACCGAAAUACAAAAAGAUAAUUUACAUGCAAAACAAUUAUACACAUUUCAAAUGAUAUUAUGUUAUGAAUAUCAGCUUGUAUUUCAUGCAAAAAAGAAACAUUCCAAAAUAAUGCCGAAUGAUUUAUGUCUUAAAACUACAGAAAAUACUCUACUUGGAAAGAAAAAAUUACAAAAUUUUACGAAAUAUCCAAUUUUAUAUGAUAUUUUAAUUCUACAAUUAACACUUUAUUGCGAUGCAUUCUGUAUUGAACAACAUUUGAUAAAUUUUCGGCAAUUAAAUGCCGAUAUUUUAAAUAGCAAUGAAAAAUGCUUACAAUUAAAGAAAUUUUUAUAUAACGACUUGGAAUUAAAUCUACGGAAAUGUUUAAGUUCAAUGUACCUGGAAGAUAUAGUAUCAUGGUUACAAAUAAAAGAAAAUAAAGAAUGGCAAUUAUUUGCUUCAAUUUUGCCAAAGUUAAUAAAUACCUUUGAUUUUGAGAAUGUUUUCCCAACCAUAUGGGAUUGUACCUUAAAUAAAUUAGAUGAUUUAAAAGAUUUAUUAUGUGCACUCAGCAUUUUAACAGAUACAUGUUUUUCAUUGAACUUAAAAAAUAAGAGUCUCAUAUAUUAUGAUAUAUGUUAUAAAGAACAACUAUGGUUGUCAAUAAUACAGAGCUUAAAGUCUCCAAUACAGCAGCAUCGUAAACAAGCAUUAUUUAUAAUGAAACAAAUAAUUAAUUUCAUGAGUACUAUAAAUGGAAAUGAUUUAAAAUCAGAAGAAUGUACAAUUAUUCCUUUUGUAUGCAAUCAAUCAAUCAAAACAGAAAUAUCAAUAAAUGAUAUUAAACAAAAUUAUUUCUUGAUAUUAGAGGCUCUGGAAGAAAAACAGCAUCAUCUGAUAUUGCCUGCAUUAACUCAUUUAUCAAUUUUGAUAAAAGGAAAUAAAGAGCAUGCUGCAUGUAACAAUUGCUUCAGCAAUAUUUGGUUACAAUUAAUUUUUGAGAGAAUAUUAUUGCACGAUAAUAAUGCUAUAGUAAAACAAGGUGUAUUAUAUGUUUGUAAAUUACCUAUCCUUCUGCAAGAUGAUCAGUUUACAAAAUUAUUUAUACAUAUUUUAAAUAAUACAUUUUUGUAUGAAUGUCAAACUCAACAAGAACCAAAAAUAUUAAAUGAUAUUGUGACAUUAUUCGUGCAUGCAAAAAAGAACCAAGAUGAAUUUUUGAAUAAAGUUCUUCAAAUAAUGAUUGAAGAAACUUGGGCUCCUAUACCAAUAUUUUAUAUGAUGAAAGUUUUAAGGACAGUUUCAAGCCAAGUAAUGAAUCAUUGGGCAGAUGAACAAUUAAAUUUAAUUAAAUCCUUAAUCCAGAAAAAUUUAAAUAUGCAUUCUCAUAUAUUAAGGGUUGCAUCUCAAAUUGAACUUUUGAAAACAAUUUCUCUUUCUGUAAAGAAGAUUAAUGAUUUGAAAAUUGCAAUGAACAUGUUGUCUAAUAUUUCAGCAAAAAGCAUGUCCUAUAGGAAAAGUACUUAAUAAUUGGAUGUCAUCACUUAAAGGGAUAGAUAUGAGACCCUAUGCAAAUGUUAUACAUAUCUUUUAUAUAGUAGAAUUUAUAUCACAUUUGCUUAAUUUAAGUGACAAAGAAAUUCAAGGAAGUGUUAUACAAUUGUAUAUUAAUGAUGCACUAAAAUUUUUACUUAAACAUAGCAAAACCAUACCAUACAAAUUUAAUUAUGAAGAAUUAAACAGAUAUCUCACUGCAAUUGUUUUAAUUCUUAAUAAUGGAACAAAACUUUUAACGGAGAAGGAAGUUUUAUAUUAUGUUGAAAAGUUUAAAAAUGAAAGUAUAACUAUUAUUCAAAAUAUAAAACAAUAUACAAAUAUGCACUAUGUAUAUGCUUUGUAUAUUUUAUAUUAUACUCAAAAUAUUUUGUGCACAAACCAUACUUCAUUUUAUUUACAACCAUUGUUAAACAUAUGUGAUAUCCACAUAUUUAACAAUGAUGAAACAGAAGUGGAAUUUACUAAAAAAAAAAUAGCCUCUGAUUGUUAUAUAUUACUUGCGAGGCUCUUAAAUCAAUUUCUAUCAAAAGUAGAGACAGAAUUAUGGCCACAAAAUAUUGACUGGAUGAAAAGUAUUUCCUAUUUAUACGAAAUGGGAGGAAAUGAAAUUGUUCCAGAAAUAGCACUAAUAUUAAAAACAAUGAUUAAUAAGGAAGCAAUAGGAAAUUUAGAAAGUAAAUCAAAUUUAAUAUCUAUUUUCACUACAUGUUGGAGAACCACUUUGUUGAGUACAAAGAACAAGAUUUUCUUCCUAACAAUAAAAAAUCUUAUAGGAGUUAUUAUAAACAAUAAUUUUUUGGUAUUGCCCAAUAUUAAAAAUUUUGUAGACAGUUUUCUUAAUCAAUUACUUGAAGAAGGUAAUAAUGUGCCAAAACUGAAAAAAUUUUUACUAAAUGAAAUGAAAUUAUUAAAUACAUGCUAUAUAAAGGAUCUGCAAGAAUCAUUGUUCGCAUGUCUUCUUCAUGGACAUAUAUUUCGAAAAGAUAAACAAAUAGAAAAUCAAGUUUAUUUGUACAUUACAAAAAAUUAUCAUACUUUUUAUCCACAACACAUAAAAAUAAUAGAUCAUAAUAAUGAUGUUAAUAUUAGAGCAGCUUCUGUUAUUUUGCUACAUCAGAUAAUUAAUCAAGAUAAAAAAUUUGGAACAAUAUUUCUUCCAAAUAUCUUACAGAAAUUGGAAAAAUACAAAAAUAAACGAUAUUUCAAUCACUCUUAUAUACAUAAAAUAAAGCAUCGAAUUAUGCAAAUUUUUAGCAGUAAUAAAUAUAGCAAAAGAAAAUUAACUUGUCUACAGAAUGAUAAUGUGAUAUUGCAAGAAUUUCUUUGUAAUUUAAUACUUUUGGAAAGUAAUCAACAUAGUGUUCGAAUAAUGCAAGAAUGGUUAUUAAUAAGAAUUUUUGUGGAAAAUAUGGAUUUUCAUGAUAAAAUCUGGGAAUUUUUUGAGAAGGCUAUUACAACACGUCCAGGGUGUGUUAGUUCCAUAAUAUGUAUCAUUUAUCAUGUUUCAAAGCUUCUAUCUAAAGAUUCCCAAAGCAAUUUUAUUUUAAUAGCAUUUAAUUACAUUACACGUUGUUGUUUGGGACAACAAUAUAAUAUGCGUCUUUAUGCUCAGAUUAUCUUCGUAAAAUUAUAUAAAAUGUUGGAAGAAGUAAAUUCUGAUCAUGUUACACUACAAUACAAAGGGUUGUACAAUGCUGCAAUUGCAAGUUUAAAAGAUGGAUUAGCAAAAAAUUCAAGCAAAAUUCAGGAUGAUUUUUAUCUUUCUACUUUCCAUCCUAUACUGGACUAUACUUUACAAACAAUUUAUUAUGAAUUACCUCGGUUAACUGAUAUGGAUAUGAGUGAGUGGAUAGCUCCAUAUUUAUUUGAAAAUAUGAAUUUUAGAGAAUUAAAGGAUCAUUCUCUUCAGCUAUAUAAUUUAAAUACAUCAUUAUCAGAUACUAAAACAUCAUCAUUUUUAAUAAAAUCUUCAGGUGAUACAGAAUCUUUUGGAAAGAAUGGUAAUAUGAAAUUUGAAGAAUUAAAUGAUAUUCAAAAAAAAAUUAAUCCUUUGUCUACCAAUUUGUUACAUAAUGAUGUUUUUCCAACAAUCAGAGAAUCCAUUUCUCAUAAAAAAAUAUUGGAUGAAGGUCUUGUAGUUGUAGCAUGUCUUAUUAGUCGUACUCCAAAUUUAGGAGGACUUGCCCGUACUUGUGAAAUUUUUAAUGUCAAAGAAUUAGUUAUUUCUAAUAUGAGUCAAAUUAAAGAUAAAGAGUUCCAAAAUCUUAGUGUAUCAGCUGAAAAUUGGAUAACUAUUACAGAGACAAAACCACAUGAAUUAUGCAGAUAUUUAUUAAAUAAAAAAGAUAUGGGAUGGUCUUUGGUAGGAGUAGAACAAACAGCUAACAGUACAAAUUUAUUAAAUAUGAAAUUUGAGAAAAAGACAAUUCUUAUUUUAGGAAAUGAAAAGGAUGGGAUUCCUGCCAAUUUGAUACCUUUAUUCGAUACUUGUAUAGAAAUACCACAAGUAGGUGUGAUACGAUCAUUAAAUGUUCAUGUUACCGGAGCAAUAUGUAUAUGGCAAUAUGCAAAACAACAUAUAUUAACAUAA
Messenger RNA from Heterotrigona itama, 5429 nucleotides. The record is from the annotation of a GenBank genome assembly. NCBI's taxonomy places the organism in Eukaryota, Metazoa, Arthropoda, Insecta, Hymenoptera, Apidae.